Molecule: messenger RNA, 8283 nt
Organism: Knipowitschia caucasica
Lineage: Eukaryota; Metazoa; Chordata; Actinopteri; Gobiiformes; Gobiidae
Source: the annotation of a GenBank genome assembly
AUGUGGCGCUUGUACCUGGACGCACAACAACAAAGAGGGUUCCGGCUCAGAUUGUAUCAGAGUCAGACCAUCGUCAGACCAUCAUCAGACCAUCAUCAGACCAUCAUCAGACCAUCAUCAGACCAUCAUCAGACCAUCAUCAGACCAUCAUCAGACCAUCAUCAGACCAUCAUCAGACCAUCGUCAGACCAUCAUCAGACCAUCAUCAGACCAUCAUCAGACCAUCAUCAGACCAUCAUCAGACCAUCAUCAGACCAUCAUCAGACCAUCGUCAAACCAUCAUCAGACCAUCAUCAGACCAUCAUCAGACCAUCAUCAGACCAUCAUCAGACCAUCGUCAAACCAUCAUCAGACCAUCAUCAGACCAUCAUCAGACCAUCGUCAGACCAUCAUCAGACCAUCAUCAGACCAUCGUCAGACCAUCAUCAGACCAUCAUCAGACCAUCAUCAGACCAUCAUCAGACCAUCAUCAGACCAUCAUCAGACCAUCGUCAAACCAUCAUCAGACCAUCAUCAGACCAUCGUCAGACCAUCAUCAGACCAUCAUCAGACCAUCAUCAGACCAUCAUCAGACCAUCAUCAGACCAUCAUCAGACCAUCGUCAAACCAUCAUCAGACCAUCAUCAGACCAUCAUCAGACCAUCGUCAGACCAUCAUCAGACCAUCAUCAGACCAUCAUCAGACCAUCAUCAGACCAUCAUCAGACCAUCAUCAGACCAUCAUCAGACCAUCAUCAGACCAUCAUCAGACCAUCGUCAGACCAUCAUCAGACCUUCAUCAGACCAUCAUCAGACCAUCAUCAGACCAUCAUCAGACCAUCAUCAGACCAUCAUCAGACCAUCAUCAGACCAUCAUCAGACCAUCAUCAGACCAUCAUCAGACCAUCGUCAGACCAUCAUCAGACCUUCAUCAGACCAUCAUCAGACCAUCAUCAGACCAUCAUCAGACCAUCAUCAGACCAUCAUCAGACCAUCAUCAGACCAUCGAUCUCAGACCAUCAUCAGACCAUCAUCAGACCAUCAUCAGACCAUCAUCAGACCAUCAUCAGACCAUCAUCAGACCAUCAUCAGACCAUCAUCAGACCUUCAUCAGACCAUCGUCAGACCAUCAUCAGACCAUCGUCAGACCAUCAUCAGACCUUCAUCAGACCAUCAUCAGACCAUCAUCAGACCUUCAUCAGAUCAUCAUCAGACCAUCAUCAGACCAUCAUCAGACCUUCAUCAGACCAUCGUCAGACCAUCAUCAGACCAUCGUCAGACCAUCAUCAGACCUUCAUCAGACCAUCAUCAGACCAUCAUCAGACCUUCAUCAGAUCAUCAUCAGACCAUCAUCAGACCAUCGUCAGACCAUCAUCAGACCAUCAUCAGACUAUCAUCAGACCAUCGUCAGACCAUCAUCAGACCAUCAUCAGACCAUCAUCAGACCAUCGUCAAACCAUCAUCAGACCAUCAUCAGACCAUCAUCAGACCAUCGUCAGACCAUCGUCAGACCAUCGUCAGACCAUCAUCAGACCAUCAUCAGACCAUCAUCAGACCAUCAUCAGACCAUCAUCAGACCAUCAUCAGACCAUCAUCAGACCAUCGUCAGACCAUCAUCAGACCAUCAUCAGACCAUCAUCAGACCAUCAUCAGACCAUCGUCAGACCAUCAUCAGACCAUCAUCAGACCAUCAUCAGACCUUCAUCAGACCAUCAUCAGACCAUCAUCAGACCUUCAUCAGAUCAUCAUCAGACCAUCAUCAGACCAUCGUCAGACCAUCAUCAGACCAUCAUCAGACCAUCAUCAGACCAUCGUCAGACCAUCAUCAGACCAUCAUCAGACCAUCGUCAAACCAUCAUCAGACCAUCAUCAGACCAUGGUCAAACCAUCAUCAGACCAUCGUCAGACCAUCGUCAGACCAUCAUCAGACCAUCAUCAGACCAUCAUCAGACCAUCAUCAGACCAUCAUCAGACCAUCAUCAGACCAUCAUCAGACCAUCAUCAGACCAUCGUCAGACCAUCAUCAGACCAUCAUCAGACCAUCAUCAGACCAUCAUCAGACCAUCGUCAGACCAUCAUCAGACCAUCAUCAGACCAUCAUCAGACCAUCAUCAGACCAUCAUCAGCCCAUCAUCAGACAUUCAUCAGACCAUCAUCAGACCAUCAUCAGACCUUCAUCAGAUCAUCAUCAGACCAUCAUCAGACCAUCGUCAGACCAUCAUCAGACCAUCAUCAGACCAUCAUCAGACCAUCGUCAGACCAUCAUCAGACCAUCAUCAGACCAUCAUCAGACCAUCGUCAAACCAUCAUCAGACCAUCAUCAGACCAUGGUCAAACCAUCAUCAGACCAUCGUCAGACCAUCGUCAGACCAUCAUCAGACCAUCAUCAGACCAUCAUCAGACCUUCAUCAGAUCAUCAUCAGACCUUCAUCAGACCAUCAUCAGAACAUCAUCAGACCAUCAUCAGACCAUCAUCAGACCAUCAUCAGACCUUCAUCAGACCAUCAUCAGACCUUCAUCAGAUCAUCAUCAGACCAUCAUCAGACCUUCAUCAGAUCAUCAUCAGACCAUCAUCAGACCUUCAUCAGAUCAUCAUCAGACCUUCAUCAGACCAUCAUCAGACCAUCAUCAGACCUUCAUCAGACCUUCAUCAGACCAUCAUCAGACCUUCAUCAGACCAUCAUCAGACCUUCAUCAGACCAUCAUCACACCAUCAUCAGACCUUCAUCAGACCUUCAUCAGACCUUCAUCAGACCUUCAUCAGACCAUCAUCAGACCUUCAUCAGACCAUCAUCAGACCAUCAUCAGACCUUCAUCAGACCUCAUCGCUCAUCAGACCAUAGAAUCAGACCUUAUCAGACGAUUCAUCAGACCUUCAUCAGACCAUUCAUCAGACCUUCCAUCAGACCAUCAUCAGACCAACAUCAUCAGACCUUCAUCAGAUCAUCAUCAGACCAUCAUCAGACCUUCAUCAGAUCAUCAUCAGACCUUCAUCAGACCAUCAUCAGACCAUCAUCAGACCUUCAUCAGACCUUCAUCAGACCAUCAUCAGACCAUCAUCAGACCAUCAUCAGACCAUCAUCAGACCUUCAUCAGACCUUCAUCAGAUCAUCAUCAGACCUUCAUCAGACCAUCAUCAGACCAUCAUCAGACCUUCAUCAGACCUUCAUCAGACCAUCAUCAGACCAUCGUCAGACCUUCGUCAGACCAUCAUCAGACCUUCAUCAGACCAUCAUCAGACCAUCAUCAGACCUUCAUCAGACAAUCGUCAGACCAUCGUCAGACCAUCGUCAGACCAUCAUCAGACCAUCGUCAGACCUUCGUCAGACCAUCGUCAGACCAUCGUCAGACCAUCGUCAGACCAUCAUCAGACCUUCAUCAGACCUUUGUCAGACCAUCGUCAGACCUUCAUCAGACCAUCGUCAGACCAUCAUCAGACCAUCGUCAGACCAUCGUCAGACCAUCGUCAGACCAUCAUAAUACCAUCAUCAGACCUUCAUCAGACCAUCAUCAGACCAUCAUCAGACCAUCAUCAGACCAUCAUCAGACCUUCAUCAGACCAUCGUCAGACCAUCAUCAGACCAUCAUCAGACCUUCAUCAGACCAUCAUCAGACCAUCGUCAAACCAUCAUCAGACCAUCAUCAGACCAUCAUCAGACCUUCAUCAGACCAUCAUCAGACCAUCAUCAGACCUUCAUCAGACCAUCAUCAGACCUUCAUCAGACCAUCGUCAGACCAUCAUCAGACCAUCAUCAGACCUUCAUCAGACCAUCAUCAGACCUUCAUCAGACCAUCGUCAGACCAUCAUCAGACCAUCAUCAGACCUUCAUCAGACCAUCAUCAGACCUUUAUCAGACCAUCGUCAGACCAUCAUCAGACCAUCAUCAGACCUUCAUCAGACCAUCAUCAGACCAUCGUCAGACGAUCAUCAGACCUUCAUCAGACCUUCAUCAGACCAUCAUCAGACCUUCAUCAGACCUUCAUCAGACCAUCAUCAGACCAUCGUCAGACCUUCGUCAGACCAUCGUCAGACCAUCAUCAGACCAUCAUCAGACCAUCAUCAGACCAUCAUCAGACCUUCAUCAGACCUUCAUCAGACCAUCAUCAGACCAUCAUCAGACCUUCAUCAGACCAUCAUCAGACCAUCGUCAGACCAUCAUCAGACCUUCAUCAGACCAUCAUCAGACCAUCGUCAGACCAUCGUCAGACCAUCGUCAGACCAUCAUCAGACCAUCGUCAGACCAUCAUCAGACCAUCAUCAGACCAUCAUCAGACCUUCAUCAGACCUUCAUCAGACCAUCAUCAGACCAUCAUCAGACCUUCAUCAGACCAUCAUCAGACCAUCGUCAGACCAUCAUCAGACCAUCAUCAGACCUUCAUCAGACCAUCAUCAGACCAUCGUCAGACCAUCGUCAGACCAUCGUCAGACCAUCGUCAGACCAUCGUCAGACCAUCAUCAGACCAUCGUCUGACCAUCGUCAGACCAUCAUCAGACCUUCAUCAGACCAUCGUCAGACCAUCGUCAGACCAUCAUCAGACCAUCAUCAGACCAUCGUCAGACCAUCGUCAGACCAUCGUCAGACCAUCGUCAGACCAUCGUCAGACCAUCAUCAGACCAUCAUCAGACCAUCGUCAGACCAUCAUCAGACCAUCAUCAGACCUUCAUAAGACCAUCAUCAGACCAUCAUCAGACCAUCGUCAGACCAUCGUCAGACCAUCAUCAGACCAUCAUCAGACCAUCGUCAGACCAUCGUCAGACCAUCAUCAGACCAUCAUCAGACCAUCAUCAGACCAUCAUCAGACCUUCAUCAGACCAUCAUCAGACCUUCAUCAGACCAACGUCAGACCAUCAUCAGACCAUCAUCAGACCAUCAUCAGACCAUCGUCAGACCAUCGUCAGACCAUCACCAUCGUCAGACCAUCGUCAGAUCAUCAUCAGACCAUCAUCAGACCUUCAUCAGACCAUCAUCAGACUUUCAUCAGACCAUCAUCAGACCUUCAUCAGACCAUCAUCAGACCUUCAUCAGACCUUCAUCAGACCAUCAUCAGACCAUCGUCAGACCUUCGUCAGACCAUCAUCAGACCUUCAUCAGACCUUCAUCAGACCAUCAUCAGACCAUCAUCAGACCAUCGUCAGACCAUCAUCAGACCAUCAUCAGACCAUCCUCAGACCAUCAUCAGACCAUCGUCAGACCAUCGUCAGACCAUCAUCAGACCUUCAUCAGACCUUCAUCAGACCAUCGUCAGACCAUCAUCAGACCAUCAUCAGACCUUCAUCAGACCAUCAUCAGACCAUCAUCAGACUUUCAUCAGACCAUCAUCAGACCUUCAUCAGACCAUCAUCAGACCUUCAUCAGACCUUCAUCAGACCAUCAUCAGACCAUCGUCAGACCUUCGUCAGACCAUCAUCAGACCUUCAUCAGACCUUCAUCAGACCAUCGUCAGACCAUCAUCAGACCACCAGACCUUCAUCAGACCAUCAUCAGACCAUCAUCAACCAUCAGAUCAGACUUCAUCAGACCAUCAGAUCAGACCAUCAUCAGACCAUGACCAUCAUCAGACCAUCAUCACGUCAGACCAUCAGUCAGACCAUCGUCAGACCUCCAUCGUACACAUCAACCAUCAGACCAUCGUCAGACAUCAGCCAUCUCACCUUCAUCAGACCAUCAUCAGACCAUCUCAUAAUCAGACCAUCAUCAGCCAUCAUCAGAUCCAUCAUCAGAUCAUCAGACCAUCAUCAUCAGCAUCAUCAGACCUUCAUCAGACCAUCAUCGACCAUCAUCAGACCAUCUCACCAUCGCAGACCACAUCAACUUCCACAUCAUCAGACCAUCAUCAGACCACAUCAGACAUCAUCAGACCUUCAUCAGAACUUCAUCAGACCUUCAUCAGACCAUCAUCAGACCAUCGUCAGACCUUCGUCAGACCAUCAUCAGACCUUCAUCAGACCUUCAUCAGACCAUCAUCAGACCAUCAUCAGACCAUCGUCAGACCAUCAUCAGACCAUCAUCAGACCAUCAUCAGACCAUCGUCAGACCAUCAUCAGACCAUCAUCAGACCUUCAUCAGACCAUCAUCAGACCAUCAUCAGACCAUCAUCAGACCAUCAUCAGACCUUCAUCAGAACUUCAUCAGACCUUCAUCAGACCAUCAUCAGACCAUCGUCAGACCUUCGUCAGACCAUCAUCAGACCUUCAUCAGACCUUCAUCAGACCAUCAUCAGACCAUCAUCAGACCAUCGUCAGACCAUCAUCAGACCAUCAUCAGACCUUCAUCAGAACUUCAUCAGACCUUCAUCAGACCAUCAUCAGACCAUCGUCAGACCUUCGUCAGACCAUCAUCAGACCUUCAUCAGACCUUCAUCAGACCAUCAUCAGACCAUCAUCAGACCAUCGUCAGACCAUCAUCAGACCAUCAUCAGACCAUCGUCAGACCAUCGUCAGACCAUCAUCAGACCUUCAUCAGACCUUCAUCAGACCAUCAUCAGACCAUCAUCAGACCUUCAUCAGACCAUCAUCAGACUUUCAUCAGACCAUCAUCAGACCUUCAUCAGACCAUCAUCAGACCUUCAUCAGACCUUCAUCAGACCAUCAUCAGACCAUCGUCAGACCUUCGUCAGACCAUCAUCAGACCUUCAUCAGACCAUCAUCAGACCUUCAUCAGACCAUCAUCAGACCUUCAUCAGACCAUCAUCAGACCAUCAUCAGACCAUCCUCAGACCAUCAUCAGACCAUCGUCAGACCAUCAUCAGACCAUCGUCAGACCAUCGUCAGACCAUCAUCAGACCUUCAUCAGACCUUCAUCAGACCAUCAUCAGACCAUCAUCAGACCUUCAUCAGACCAUCAUCAGACUUUCAUCAGACCAUCAUCAGACCUUCAUCAGACCAUCAUCAGACCUUCAUCAGACCUUCAUCAGACCAUCAUCAGACCAUCGUCAGACCUUCGUCAGACCAUCAUCAGACCUUCAUCAGACCAUCAUCAGACUUUCAUCAGACCAUCAUCAGACCUUCAUCAGACCAUCAUCAGACCAUCAUCAGACCAUCCUCAGACCAUCAUCAGACCAUCGUCAGACCAUCAUCAGACCAUCGUCAGACCAUCGUCAGACCAUCAUCAGACCUUCAUCAGACCUUCAUCAGACCAUCGUCAGACCAUCAUCAGACCAUCAUCAGACCUUCAUCAGACCAUCAUCAGACUUUCAUCAGACCAUCAUCAGACCAUCAUCAGACCUUCAUCAGACCUUCAUCAGACCUUCAUCAGACCAUCAUCAGACCAUCAUCAGACCAUCGUCAGACCUUCGUCAGACCUUCGUCAGACCAUCAUCAGACCUUCGUCAGACCAUCAUCAGACCAUCAUCAGACCAUCAUCAGACCAUCGUCAGACCAUCAUCAGACCAUCGUCAGACCAUCGUCAGACCAUCGUCAGACCAUCGUCAGGCUAUCGUCAGACCAUCGUCAGACCUUCAUCAGACCUUCAUCAGACCAUCAUCAGACCUUCAUCAGAACUUCAUCAGACCUUCAUCAGACCUUCAUCAGACCUUCAUCAGACCAUCAUCAGACCAUCAUCAGACCAUCAUCAGACCAUCGUCAGACCUUCAUCAGACCUUCAUCAGACCAUCAUCAGACCAUCGUCAGACCAUCGUCAGACCAUCAUCAGACCAUCAUCAGACCAUCAUCAGACCAUCAUCAGACCAUCAUCAGACCUUCAUCAGACCAUCGUCAGACCAUCAUCAGACCAUCAUCAGACCAUCAUCAGACCAUUAUCAGACCUUCAUCAGACCAUCAUCAGACCUUCAUCAGACCUUCAUCAGACCAUCGUCAGACCAUCAUCAGACCAUCAUCAGACCAUCAUCAGACCUUCAUCAGACCAUCAUCAGACCUUCAUCAGACCAUCGUCAGACCAUUACAUGUCCGUCCUCGCGGCGCUCCUCACUCGUCGAUCCACCUGUGGGGUCUUUCCUGCAGAUUCUGGAAUUCCAGGGCAGCUGUCAGUACCGAGGCCUUUCUGCACAAACCAACAAGAGGAAAUGUGUCGGCGGCGCGCUCGCGUCGGACUCAGGCUUUGAUGAAGAAGAAACCGUGAAACGACAGACGCCUCGAGCAGCGGCUGCGACGGCCGGACUCGGCGCCACAGGUGAGAGCGGCGAGGAGAGGAUGACACGGUCUGAUGGCACCGCAGGGACCAGACCAGGUGAGGAUCCAGACCAGGGCGCUGGGGCCGGAGCACGGGGCCCCCAUCUGUCCCUCAUCUCAGACGUGAGGCGUGUCACGGGGGACGGCGGUGAGAGACAGGCCGCCACCCGACUCUGA